AUGCUCAUGGCCGGAGGGCAUCAAUUAAGACGGGAAAAUGGUGAAAAAGUACCAUAUCUUUAUGAAUAUAACACAAGAAAAGUCACAUUGAAAGAUUUCGUCGAGAAAGAAUUAAUCAAUUAUUUUAUUGAACAAAAUGAACGAUCCCUAUCAUCGUUGGUUGAUGGUUUCAAAACUGCUCAACGAAAAAUUAUUUAUACUUGUUUCAAAUUAAAUGAUGAAUGUGAAACAAAAGUCACUCAUUUAGCCGGUUUCACGGCUAAAUCUACUGCCUAUAAACAUGGUGGUCGAUUUUUGAUGCCAUUAAUUAUAAAAUUAGCCCAGAAUUUUCGCUGGAUUGACUUGAGCUUAAUAUUGACUGAAGGUGAUUCAGCUGCAUAUUUCAUUGAAGUUGGUCUCGAUAUAGUUGGCCGUACUAAAUUCGGGGCAUUUCCAUUGCAUGGUAAAUUUUUGAAUGUCCGUGCAGCAACAAAUGGAGAGAUCCAUGGAAAUGCCGAAAUAAAGAAUUUAGUAAAAAUUCUUGGCCUUGAAUUUGGAAAAAAAUAUACAACAGAUGAUGAUAUGAAUACCCUUCGAUAUGGUAAAGUGUUGAUAAUGACUGAUCAAGACCAUGACGGGUCUCAUAUCAAAGGUUUAUUCAUAAAUUUCAUUCAUUUCCUUUGGCCAACAUUAUUAAAAAUGAAUUUUGUCCAACAAUUUAUCACGCCCAUAUUAAAAGUAACCAAAGGUACUUUCAAACGUCCAUUCUAUUCGGAGCUCGAAUAUGAAGAUUGGAGGCAAAAAACGACCAAUUAUCGUUCAUAUAACACCAAAUAUUACAAAGGAUUAGCCACUUCAACAUCCAAAGAGGCAAUCGAAUAUUUUUCGGAUAUAGAUCAUCAUCGUAUUGAUAUCGAAUAUAACGGCAAAGAAGAUGAUGACGCAUUUAAUUUGGCGUUUAAUCCGGAAUAUAUUGCUGCCAAAAGAGAAUGGAUAUUAAAAGAAAUGUGCACAGGAAUGUAA
Messenger RNA from Dermatophagoides farinae (American house dust mite), 1002 nucleotides. The record is from RefSeq and is a predicted model, not a curated record. Lineage: Eukaryota; Metazoa; Arthropoda; Arachnida; Sarcoptiformes; Pyroglyphidae.